UGGAGGGUGCGCUUGGCGGCGGCGGCGGGAGCUGCGGAGUCGGGAAUCAAAACAAAGGGCCUGGGGGGGCGGGGGGAAGGCGGCGGGGUCGGAAUGUGAGCGACGGAGGAGCUGGCGGUAGAGGGUGGAAGAAUGAAAGAAAAGAAAGAUGAAAGAAUGUUGAACCACUUUGUAUGGCUGUAUGAUGGAAGGAACCGGAAGUGAGAACUCCUGCAGUAGAACUCUGGGAUGGCUUCAGCGAGAUAACGAUGCUAAACCAUGGCUUUGGAAAUUCUCUAAUUGCUUUUCUCGUCCUGAGCAGACGUUGCCACUUAGUCCCCAAACGAAAGAUUACAUGGAGAACAAGAAAGUCGCUGUGGAAUUAAAGGAUGCACCAUCUCCCCUUCAUGCUGGCUCUAAGCUUUUCCCAGCAGUCCCUCUUCCAGAUAUUCAUUCUCUUCAGCAACCUAAAAUACAGCUUUCAGCCGUCCCCAAAGUAAGCUGCUGUGCUCAUUGCUCUAGUGAGCCCUCCACUUCGCCGAUGCGUUUUGGUGGUGGCGGUGGCGGCGGUAGCGGAGGUGCUGGUAGCUUGAUUCACACGGGCGCACUGUUAGACUCGCAGAGCAGCAGGACCAUCACGUGUCAGGUAGGGUCCGGGCUUGCUUUCCAGUCUGCAUCUUCACUCCAGAAUGCCUCAGCUAGGAAUAACUUGGCCGGCAUUGCCAGUGACUUUCCCAGCAUGCGUCUAGAAGGUAACCUCUCAUCCUGCAAACACCUGCCCUGUUGUGGAAAGCUCCAUUUCCAGUCCUGUCACGGUAACGUGCACCAGCUGCAUCAGCUCCCGGCUCUGCAGGGCUGCCCCUCCGCUGGCUAUUUCCCCUGUUCUGAUUUCACAAGUGGGGCUCCCGGGCAUUUGGAAGAGCACAUUUCACAGUCGGAGCUAACGCCUCACCUGUGCACCAACUCUUUGCACCUAAAUGUGGUACCUCCGGUUUGUUUAAAGGGCUCACUUUACUGCGAAGACUGCCUAAACAAGCCGGCAAGAAAUAGUAUAAUUGAUGCUGCUAAAGUCUGGCCAAAUAUACCACCUCCAAAUGCUCAGAGUGCACCUGUUACUAUUCCUCUGUGUAAUGGCUGCGGAACCAAAGGAACGGGCAAGGAGACCACGCUGUUAUUGGCGACCAGUCUAGGCAAAGCUGCUUCGAAAUUUGGGUCACCGGAAGUUGGACUAGCUGGACAGGUGCUAGAAAACUUACCCCCCAUUGGGGUGUUUUGGGAUAUUGAAAACUGCUCAGUUCCCUCUGGCCGUUCAGCUACUGCUGUUGUACAGAGAAUCCGUGAGAAGUUUUUUAAAGGCCACAGAGAAGCAGAAUUCAUCUGUGUGUGUGACAUCAGUAAGGAAAACAAAGAAGUAAUUCAAGAGCUGAAUAAUUGCCAGGUAACCGUUGCCCACAUCAAUGCUACUGCGAAGAAUGCUGCUGACGAUAAACUUCGCCAGAGCCUCCGAAGGUUUGCAAAUACGCACACCGCCCCAGCCACUGUGGUUCUCGUGUCAACUGACGUCAAUUUCGCUUUGGAACUUAGUGACCUGAGACACAGGCAUGGUUUCCACAUAAUCUUGGUCCAUAAAAACCAGGCCUCAGAAGCACUGCUGCACCACGCUAACGAGCUCAUCAGAUUUGAAGAAUUCAUUUCCGACUUACCCCCCAGGUUGCCACUAAAAAUGCCACAGUGCCACACUCUGCUCUAUGUUUAUAACCUACCAGCAAAUAAAGAUGGCAAGAGCAUCAGCAACAGGCUCCGACGCCUGUCCGAUAAUUGUGGUGGGAAAGUGCUGAGCAUCACAGGCUGCAGUGCAAUUCUCCGCUUCAUAAACCAGGAUAGUGCAGAGCGGGCUCAGAAGCGCAUGGAGAAUGAGGAUGUCUUUGGUAAUAGGAUCAUUGUGUCAUUCACUCCAAAAAAUAGAGAACUCUGUGAAACAAAGAGUUCCAAUGCACUUACCGAUAAGGUGAAGUCUCCAAAAAAACUUAAGAAUCCCAAACUGUGCCUCGUCAAAGAUGCAAGCGAACAGCCUGCCAGUGCCAGAGCCACGCCUGGAAAAGGGUCGCAGGCCAAUUCGGGAUCUGCCACCAAAAACACAAAUGUGAAAAGUUUACAGGAGCUGUGCCGCCUGGAGUCGAAGACUGGUGUUAGAAUCAGUGAGCCCCAGCAAGGUACCCCGAGGCUGGUGGCACCUCCUCACAGAACCCCGAGUGCCACCGCACCCACACCUAAGAGCUCGGGCCUGGCAGAAUCCGUUUACAAAAGCAAUCCGAAAAAAGAGAGCCUCAGUGCCCGAAGUGUCAGCAGUUCUCCUGUAGAGAAAAAAGAUCAAGAGGAGACUGCGUUCCAAGUGAGUUACCCAUCGGCUUUUAGCAAGCUGAUUGCAUCGAGGCAAGUCGGUCCUCUGCUCGCGCCUCAGUCUUGGGCUUCUCGCAGGAGUAUGUCUCCAAACCUUUUAAACAGAGCAUCCCCACUUGCUUUCAACACUGCAAAUUCGGGCGUUGGUGCCGACUGCCCAGACCCAUUUGCCAACGGUGCUGACAUCCAGAUCAGCAACAUAGACUACAGAUUAUCCCGGAAGGAGCUGCAGCAGCUCGUGCAGGAGGCCUUCUCCAGGCACGGCAAGGUGAAGAGUGUUGAGCUCAGCCCGCAUACGGAUUAUCAGCUCAAGGCUGUUGUUCAGAUGGAAAAUUUACAAGAAGCCAUCAGCGCGGUGAACGGCCUCCACAGAUACAAAAUUGGCAGCAAGAAGAUCCUGGUCUCACUGGCCACGGGAGCCGCUAAUAAAUCACUCUCUUUACUGAGUGCAGAAACAAUGUCAAUUCUUCAGGAUGCUCCCGCCUGUUGUCUGCCUCUUUUUAAAUUUACAGAUAUCUAUGAAAAAAAGUUUGGACACAAGUUGAAUGUGUCCGAUUUAUAUAAAUUAACAGACACGGUUGCCAUCCGGGAACAAGGAAACGGAAGACUGGUGUGUCUCUUACCCAGCAGUCAAGCCCGACAGAGCCCCUUGGGGUCUUCCCAGUCGCACGAUGGCUCCUCAACGAAUUGCAGCCCAAUUAUAUUUGAAGAGUUGGAAUAUCAUGAACCUGUCUGCAGGCAGCAUUGUCCCAAUAAGGAUUUCAGUGAACAUGAAUUUGACCCAGACUCCUAUAAGAUUCCUUUUGUGAUUGUCUCUUUGAAGACGUUUGCGCCCCAGGUUCAUAGUCUUCUGCAGACACACGAGGGCACUGUGCCUUUAUUAAGCUUUCCAGAUUGUCACGCCGCAGAGUUCGGUGAACUGGAGGUAGUGCAGGAAAACCAAGGGGGUGUCCCCUUAGAGCACCUCAUCACCUGUGUUCCAGGUGUGCACAUUGCCACCGCGCAGAAUGGCGUCAAAGUGGUUAAGUGGAUUCACAACAAGCCCCCUCCUCCCAACACAGACCCUUGGCUUCUGCGUUCUAAAAGUCCUGUAGGUAACCCCCAGCUGAUCCAGUUCAGUAGGGAAGUGAUUGACUUACUGAAGAACCAGCCAUCCUGCGUCAUACCAAUUAGUAAUUUCAUCCCGUCUUAUCACCAUCACUUUGCAAAGCAAUGCCGGGUAUCAGACUACGGCUAUUCCAAGCUGAUUGAGUUAUUAGAAGCAGUGCCUCAUGUCUUGCAGAUUCUUGGAAUGGGUUCCAAACGCGUGUUGACCCUCACCCACCGGGCCCAGGUGAAGCGCUUUACUCAGGACCUGCUGAAGCUUCUCAAAUCCCAGGCGAGCAAACAGGUCGUCGUGAGAGAGUUCUCGCAGGCUUAUCAUUGGUGUUUCUCAAAGGACUGGGAUGUCACCGAGUACGGUGUUUGUGAGUUGAUCGAUAUUCUAUCAGAGAUUCCAGACACAACCAUCUGCUUGUCCCAACAAGAUACCGAAAUGGUGAUUUGUAUCCCUAAAAGAGAGCGCACCCAGGAUGAAAUAGAAAGGACAAAGCAGUUCUCCAAGGACGUCGUCGAUCUGCUGCGGCACCAGCCGCAUUUCCGGAUGCCCUUCAAUAAAUUCAUCCCCUCCUACCAUCACCACUUUGGCCGGCAGUGCAAACUCGCCUACUAUGGCUUUACCAAACUACUUGAACUCUUUGAAGCCAUACCUGAUAUCUUACAAGUCCUGGAAUGUGGAGAAGAGAAAAUCCUGACCUUGACGGAGGUCGAACGAUUCAAAGCUCUGGCUGCCCAGUUUGUUAAACUCCUUCGGUCCCAAAAAGAUAACUGCCUUAUGAUGACAGAUCUGCUCACAGAAUAUGCGAAAACUUUUGGUUACACAUUUCGUCUCCAAGACUAUGACGUCAGUUCCAUUUCCGCUUUAACACAGAAACUCUGCCAUGUUGUGAAGGUUGCUGACAUGGAGUCUGGCAAACAGAUUCAGCUGAUCAACCGCAAGUCCCUGCGUGCUCUCACCGCCCAGCUGCUGGUGUUGUUGAUGUCCUGGGAAGGGGCCGCCCAUCUCUCUGUCGAUGAGCUCAAGAGACACUAUGAGACCACCCACAGUACUCCUCUCAACCCCUGCGAAUACGGAUUCAUGACCUUGACCGAGCUUCUCAAGAGUCUGCCUUACUUAGUGGAGGUUUUUACUAAUGAUAAGACGGAGGAGUGUGUGAAGCUCACGAGUCUGUAUUUGUUUGCCAAGAAUGUGCGGUCUUUACUUCACACUUACCACUACCAGCAGCUUUUCCUUCACGAAUUUUCCGUGGCCUAUACCAAAUAUGUCGGAGAAACACUGCAACCCAAGACAUACGGCUAUGGUAGUGUGGAGGAGCUCUUGGGAGCGAUCCCGCAGGUGGUCUGGAUCAAAGGACAUGGUCAUAAGAGAAUUGUGGUAUUAAAGAAUGACAUGAAAAGUCGUCUGAGUUCCCUCGGCCUCUCCCCCGCCAACCCCGAAAACCAGUUCUCAGCUACCGAGCGUAUCCUGGAGGUGCCCGAAUCUCACACAGCCUCAGAACUCGAACCUGGAGCAGGCAGCGAUGGGCCCCGCCACCCGGAGCAGGAGCUGCUGCGCCUGACCACUGACUCCCCUGUGGACCUCCUGUGUGCCCCUGUGCCUUCGUGCCUGCCGUCCCCUCAGCUCAGACCAGACCCCGUCAUCCUGCAGUCUGCUGAUCUCAUUCAGUUUGAGGAACACCCUCCGGAGCCUUCUGAAAUUGGGAUUUUAAGCCAAGAAGAGAAAGUUGAAACUGCAGUCCCAGUGAAGAAUGAAGUCCCCGCCUCUGAGUCGAGCCCCCCAUGCGUCUCAGCAGCUGGCCCAGCACCUCCCUGCCCGUCCUCGGAGACCCCGGAGUCCCAGCUCAGCAAGGACCCUGUGGAGAGCCCAGCCAGAAAGCAACCCAAAAACAGAGUAAAAUUGGCAGCCAACUUUUCCUUUGCACCUAUAACCAAGCUUUGACUCGUUUUGAGCAUAGAAUUAGGAUGGGAAAACACUGUCUGAUUCUGCACACAAAAGUGGGUUCAAAAACACAGCCUUUUCUGUUCACAAAAACCCCCUAGAAGCCACUUACUUCAUCAUUAGAUGUGGAACGUUUCCAUAACAUUUUGUUUCUUUUAGAUUGAACACAGCUUUGAGCUGAAGUUUUACUUUCCUUUUUUUUUCCCCCCCUCUCAAUUUGAAAAAACAAAAAACUUGUGGCAUUUGUUAAAGCAUCCUUAAUAUGUUUGACCCAAUUUUUCUGAAUUAUUAGGAAACAUAAUGGUGUUCCGUAAGAAGAAAGCAGUAGGAACUCGGCCAGAAGGAGGUGGUUUCACUUCCGUUGAGCCACGUCAGUGGGAUAAUCCUCCACGUAGCGUCAUAGUCUCUCAGCCUUUGCUUACUGAUGUUUCCAGACAGUGUUAAUCAAAUGCAUGAUGUGUCUUUGAAGCAAAGCCGGUUCAGGGCCCUGCGUGGUCACACAGCGGAGGAGGAGGGUGGGCGAGGUGGCGAGAAUGUGUGUUCAGAUGGGACGUGAAGGUUCCUGGCUUCCAUGUGACUUGUAAGCGUGCCUCAUUUUUUAUUUAACUAUGUCUGUAGUUGACAAAGGUGACUUCAUCACAGGUCUUUUAAAAUGUUUCCACUUUGGGGUUCCAUUUAGAGCUUUCUAGAAAGUUGAGGAUGUUUUAAGCUUCCCUUUUAUGUUAAGUUCCAGUUGGAUAUGGAGUAGGUUAAGCAAAAGGAGAUGGUCUUGGUGUCAUGAAGUUCAGGUCAGCUUUUGAUUCCAACACACAUCACUGUGUGUCGAGAGGCAAUGUUGGGAAGAGAGUCUGAUUUUCUAAAAUAUGCAUCAAAUGCAUAAAUUACGAAUCAGAGCCGAGGGGUGAGGUGCUUUAACAGGGGCGGCAUCGAUACUCUUUCCACUAGGAAGAGACAGAAAUUCUAUCUAUCCAUGGGAAGGCCAAGGUUGAUCAACUUAACCUUGUUUCUGUAAUUUUAAAGCUGGUUUUGGUGGCUGGGAAGCUUUAUGCGUGAGUCUAUACGUGUCCUGUCUUUUAAUCGUGUCUGCUUUUACCCUGUUACUUCUCGCUGUUGGAAGCGUGUUUGAGUUUUUUGUGGUAUCUGAUGUUGGCAUUUGGGAAAAGCCAGCCUUUGAGGGAGCACUGCCCUGUGGAAUGACCUUCGCCUCGAGGCGGCUGAGGCGUCCGGUGACGGGUGGCCUCUCACCCCUCCUGGAGAAACCUGACAUUUACAAUGGGUUGUAUUUGUUGGGCAAAAAGGCGGAUGCAUUCAUAGAGCAGAAAGAACCUGGUGGCAUAAGGUCUUCCACUAGCAAGAUGGUUUCUUUUGGGGAAAUGUUUAUAUUUUGCAAUUUCUAGAAAGCCAGAAAAUGGGCUCUGAUUUCAUAGCCAGCAUUUUGAUAAAAUGCCACAAAAUAAGGGCUAUAGAGAGAUUUUUACAAGUCAGAUUUUUGUUCCCCAAAUCUUUUAAAUGAAGCCAGGGAUGCCCAGUUCUCAACACGUGGCCCCAGUGGAGAGGAACAACGCUGGAAAGGCCUUCUAAGCCGGAUGGCACUCUGAAUCCCCCUGAAGGCCUCUCCCCUACAGACAUAGUGUGACAGGAAGCAAAAUGCCAAUGUGCAAUCUUUUUUAAGAAGCUUUUAAACAGUGUAAUAAAGUUGGCAUUGAGAACAACAGUAGCCUCAUUCUGAGGUUUCCUAAGGCUGAAUUGGCACGCUUGGACUUGCGUUUUGCUCACAUGGAAAGAAUUGUGGACCUGAAAAUCGUAAGAGGUACCAUUACAAGUCACUAGGAACCAUCUCAAAGAGCAGCUUCUUUGGGCGACAGGCAGAGAAGAGGCUGAGGUCGGGCGCUGUCGCGUGUGUGUGUGUGGUCGAGCCGUUGGCUGGAGCCGCCGGUCAGCCUGGGACGCGCACGUGUGUCACAGUCGCUGCUGGAAGAUGCGAGAAUACAGCGGGAGCUCGUUGUGUUCGUAAUGUAUUCCACAAUGGCCAGUCCAAGUACUAUCUAUUUUUUUAUCCAGAGGCUUAAUUAAAUGGUGUGAUGCAGUGAUGUAUGAGAAUUAAGACAAUGAAAUUCUUUAUUUCUGGGUGGAAAGAUGCACCAGAUUAAUAUGUUUAAAAAAAGACAAAAGUUCUCACAACCCCCUUUCCCAUCUCGCACUGUUUGUUUUCGAUUGGGCUUGGGGAAGAGAUGUUUUUCUUAACUGUCUCUUUGUUUGAACACUUUUUUUGUGGUUCAAGUGCUGUUUUGUGUGUUGGGACCAAACAGUUGUCAAAUAAACUUUACAAGCAAGCAUCUAAGUUGA
Molecule: messenger RNA, 7762 nt
Organism: Equus caballus (horse)
Lineage: Eukaryota; Metazoa; Chordata; Mammalia; Perissodactyla; Equidae
Gene: MARF1
Product: meiosis regulator and mRNA stability factor 1
Biological process (GO): regulation of gene expression
Cellular component (GO): peroxisome; cytoplasm
Molecular function (GO): RNA binding; CCR4-NOT complex binding; RNA nuclease activity
Source: RefSeq, a predicted model, not a curated record